Messenger RNA from Parus major (Great Tit), 3629 nucleotides. RefSeq names its product E3 ubiquitin-protein ligase TRIM39-like. The record is from RefSeq and is a predicted model, not a curated record. The transcript has 6 exons. Gene Ontology annotation, molecular function: protein binding; zinc ion binding. The coding region runs from base 1357 to 2751 and encodes 464 amino acids. NCBI's taxonomy places the organism in Eukaryota, Metazoa, Chordata, Aves, Passeriformes, Paridae.
AUUCGGAUUUUUUAAUUUGGAUUUUUUAAAAAAUAAAAUUUAGAUUUUAUCAAAUUUUUAUUGAGGAACUUUUUCCCUGAAACGGUGAGAAAAGGAUGCAGGUUGCUCCCAGCCCUGGAUCUACCUGCACCUUGAAGCAACUGAGCAAAAUCCUGCAGAAAACCUUGGAUUACUGAUUUUCUUUUCCUCUGACACUGAGCAAAUAUCCUUGCCUGUUAAUCCCGAGCCUCCAGCUCCCUCUUGAGCUCAGGUCACGGUGAUUAUACCGUUAAUCAAGGAGAGAAAUCUCUUCGAAAGGAGGGUCUUGAUCCAUCCCAACUCUCCACACAUCUCAUCCCCCGAUAAAUCAAAUUCAGCCCCAGAUUAACAAAAAAUUAAAAAAAAAAAAAUAAAAAAAAGAAGCACGAAGCCUCCCCCCAGUUUCAGUCUGAAUCUUCCGAGCACCGGAAAACCCAGAACCCCAAAAAACUCCCGCAGAGAGUUAACGGCGGACGAGGUUUUGACCGAUUUCCUCAAAAAGAAAAAGGCAUCGCUUCAGUACCGAGCGAGGUACCAGCGAGUUCCGGUGGCUUCUGCACAUGAAGGGCUCCCGAGUCUGCGCUGGUGGUCCGGGGGGCUCUUGGAAGAAAAGGAAAGUUAAAAAUAGGGCGGUCUGUGGUCAGCGGCUCAGCCCCGAGCCGUGAGAGAAACGAUUUCCUGUGCAAAAGGAGAAAUGAAAGGAACAAUAAAAGUAUUUUUGAAUAAAGGUAUUUAUAGCUGCACGUACAGCAGAGCAGGGUGGGGGUGUUGGAGUCGGGCGUUUGGGAAUGCUGAAGAAUCGGGAGGCGGAAUGAGCAGCAAAGGAUGAGCCAAGAAUUACUCCAAGCUCUGUUCCCCCGGCCGUGCCCUUCAAUUACUAGGAGUGAACCAACAAAUUAAAUACGCAUAUAAAUUAAAUUUAUCAAUUAAUAAAUUUAAAAGAAAUAAACUGAAAGCAGUGAAACAAGUCCUGUUCCUGAUUCAGAGCCCAAGGGCAGCCUUGGGGCAACCUCUCACUUUCCCCGGGUGUUUUUUGGGGGAGAAAGGAGUGGAGUGGUGCAUCCCAACCAAGCCGGUAAGUGAUGAAGGAAGUUUAAUUUCCAUUUAAUCUCCUUCCAAGGCGCUGCAAGCCUGGUGGGAAGGGGGAUUCUCUGUCCCGCUCCGGCUCGGCUGCGGCUGCGAUCCGGUGCCGAAGCCGGUGCCAGACAAGUCGUCGCCACACCCCAAAGCCGGCUGGUCCCAUCAGCGCAGCUUUCAGCUCGCCGGGGCACCGAGGCACCUGCAGGAAGCGGAGCAGCCCCGGGGAAGCGGCCGCGCCCCGCGCCCGGCCCCGCGGCCAUGGCCCAGCCCGGCCCCGCCGGGCAGCUCCGGGCCGAGGCCUCCUGCUCGCUGUGCCUCGGCCUCUUCCAGGAGCCCGUGUCCAUCCACUGCGGCCACAACUUCUGCCGGGGCUGCAUCGAGCGCUGCUGGCAGAGCUGCCGGGACUCCUUCGCCUGCCCGCGCUGCCGGGAGACGGCCCCGGAGCGCAGCCUGAGACCCAACCGGGAGCUGGCCAAGAUCAUCCGCAUCGCGCAGCGCCUCAGCCUCAGGGGGCGGCCCGGGGCAGGGGAGCGGCUCUGCCACAGGCACGGCGAGGCUCUGAAGCUCUUCUGCGAGGAGGAGCAGAGCCCCCUGUGCCGCGUGUGCCGCGAGUCCCAGGAUCACCGGCUCCACGCCGCCGUCCCCAUCGAGGAAGCGGCGCAGGAGCACAAGGAGAAACUCCAGGCUCACGCACAGAUCCUCAAGGACAGGAGAGAAAAGAUGCUGGGGCUGAAAGCGGCAGAGGAAGAAAAAAGCUUGGACUUGCUCGAGCGGGUGGACGCGGAGCGGCAGAGGGUCCGGGCCCAGGUCAAGGAGUUGCACCAGCUCCUGGAGGAGCAGGAGCGGCUCCUCCUGGGCCGGCUGGCAAAGCUGGACCGGGAGAUCGUGCGGAGGCAGGAGGAGAACAUCAGCAGACUCUCAGAGCAGAUCUCCUCUGUGGGCCAGCAGAUCCAGGAGCUGGAGGACAAGUGCCAGCAGCCACCCUGGGAACUCCUUCAGGACAGCAGAGACAUCCUCAGCAGGCUGGAGAAGCAGAGUGCCCCGGAGCCAGUGGAGACUUCACCAGAGCUGGCAGAGGAACCCACAGGGUUACCCCAGAAAAACGUCACCCUCAAAGAGAUGCUGAAGAAGUUCCAAGUCAGCCUGACGCUGGAUCCGGACACAGCCCAUCCCCGGCUUGCCCUGUCCGAGGAUGGGAAGUGUGUCUGGUGGGAAGACACCCGGAGAGCCGUCCCCGACCACCCCAAACGCUUCGACUCCUCGCGCUGCGUCCUGGGCCGGGAGGGACUCGGCUCUGGCCGGCACUACUGGGAGGUGCAGGUGGGCAACGGGGCCGCCUGGGCCGUCGGUGUGGCCAAGGAAUCCGUGCGCAGGAAGGGCCGGAUCAGCGUCAAGCCCGAGGUGGGGAUCUGGGCCGUGGGGCAGUGUGGGAGCCAGUGCCAGGCUCUCACAUCCCCCACCGUCCCCAUCUCCCUGCCUGAAGCCCCCGACGUGGUCGGGGUCUACCUGGACUACGAGGCCGGGCAAGUGGCAUUCUUUGAUUCCCAGAGGGAGAUCCUGAUGUUCACGUACCCUCCGAUGUCCUUUGGUGGGGAGCAGGUCCUGCCCCUGCUCUGCCUGGGCAGGGGGUGCCAGUUCACGCUGUCCCCGUGAUCCCCCCCCCUGUGGUGGGUCCCUCACCUGGGGGGGUUUCGGGGCAGAAACUUCCCCUUUCUCCAUCAUUUCUGACAAUGAGGAGCCACAGCUGGUUCAGAGAAAUGUUGAUUUGAGGGCUGGGAGAGACUUUCUGUGCCAGGGCUGUGAUGAGGGGGAGGAUGAGAGGGGAAAAGGAUGGAAAAUAAAAGGAAAUUGGACAAGGAAUGGGAAGAAUUGGUGUGAUCAGAACAAUCUGCUGGCACCUGAGCCAUUUCCUGGGACCUGGACAUCCAGAAGCCUGGAUAUCUUGGGUCCAUCAGCAUCAUCUCCUGGAUCCACCAGAGGCUGGAGCUUGGACUCGUGGGGUCUGUCAGGGUCAGAUCCUGGGGCGCUUUGGGGUCAGAUCUUGGGGUCCCAUCGGGGUCAGAUCCUGAGGUCCAUUCCGAUCAUGUCCUGGAGUCUAUGGGGGUCAUGUGCUGGGAUAUAUCUGGGUCAGGAUCAGAUCGUGGGAAGCAUCGGGAUCAAGUCCUGGAAGCGCUUGGGUCACACCCCGGAAUCCAGGAUCAGCUCCUGGGUGCCAUCGAGCUCAUCCCUUCCCAGUGCAGCCACCCAGGGCCCGCUGCCCGUGGCUCCCUGGUGGUCUAGUGGUUAGGAUUCGGCGCUCUCACCGCCGCGGCCCGGGUUCGAUUCCCGGUCAGGGAAUGGCCCUUUUUCACUAAAGCAGGGGUUUUUUUUUUGUUUUUUUUUUAAUCUCUUCAUGUUUAAACAUCUCCUAGCCCCUCAAACACCCCUUUUCUCCUCUUUUUGUGCCUCCUCCUCCCCGUGGGCCAUCCCCUUCCACCCGCCUCAGUGCCUUCUGUUAUUGAGCAACAGAUAAAUAAAUAAAUAAGCAAUAA